UUCCACUUUUUUAAUGUCCCGCAAAGUUGUACAAUGUGCUUUAUAAAUUUUAGUAUCACUUCGAUGUUUUGAAUGAUUAGUUGAAUAUUAUAAUCGUAUUAACGAAAAUAAUAAUAAUAAUAAUGCAAUUUAUUUUUCGAUUGUCAGGUCACGGAAGAAAUUUACGUGUACAAAAAAAACAUUCACGAGGAUUAAAAUUAAAUCAUGUUCGUGCUGCGAGAUUUGAAAAAUUAUUUCCACCAAGGGAGGAAUUUGAGAUGCGUCACAUUGGACCCAGAAUUCAAGAUCAAAAGGAAAUGCUCAAAACUUUGGGUUUUAAGUCCCUUGAUGAACUAACUUCAACAGCUGUGCCAAUUAAUAUUCGUUGCAAAAAUGAUUUGGAUAUCGAAAAGCCCGUUACCGAGUAUGAUUUAUUAAAAAGAGUUAUUGAAAUUUCCGAGAAGAAUAAAAUUUGGAAAUCUUACAUUGGAAUGGGUUAUUAUAAUUGUUGUGUACCUCAUACAAUUUUGAGAAAUAUUUUUGAAAAUCCCGGAUGGACAACACAGUACACGCCGUAUCAGCCAGAAAUAUCACAGGGCAGAUUGGAGGGUUUAUUAAAUUAUCAAACAAUGAUUUGCGAUAUGACAGGAAUGGAAAUUGCAAAUGCAUCGCUUUUAGAUGAGGGAACCGCUGCCGCUGAAGCAUUAGCACUUGCCUAUAGGCAUAAUAAGAGAAAAAAAUUAUUUGUCUCACACAAUGUUCAUCCACAAACAAUAAGUGUUAUUGAAACACGUGCCACAUCAUUGGGAUUAAAUCUUGAAGUUGGCGAUAUUUUUAAACUCGAUACAAAUGAUAAAAAUUAUGCCGGUGUACUUUUACAGUAUCCCGAUACACGUGGAUCAAUUCAUGAUUUUACAAAUGUCAUCAAUAAAGCCCAUGAGAAUGGAACAUUAGUGUGCGCAGCUGUUGAUUUAUUAGCAUUGGCAAUAAUGCAACCACCACGUGAAUUUGACAUUGAUAUUUGUGUGGGAACGAGUCAACGAUUUGGUGUUCCCCUUGGCUAUGGAGGACCGCACGCAGGUUUUUUUGCAUGUCGUCAAAAAUUAGUGAGAUUAAUGCCAGGACGUAUGAUUGGAGUGACACGUGAUACAAAUAGAAAAGACGCUUAUCGUUUGGCACUUCAAACACGUGAACAACAUAUUAGACGUGACAAGGCGACAAGUAAUAUUUGUACUGCUCAAGCACUAUUGGCAAAUAUGUCAGCAAUGUAUGCCGUUUAUCAUGGACCGCAAGGAAUCAAAGAAAUUGCCAAUAGAAUUCAUUAUUUGACCCUAGCACUCGCUCAUGGUUUGAUCGAUUCUGGAAAUAAAGUCGAAAACAAUUAUUUCUUCGAUACAAUUACAAUUUUACCAAAAAAUCAAGCAACUAUCAAGGAAAAGGCACAAGAGGCUAAAAUAAAUUUAAGAUACAAUCAAGAUGGAACGAUCGGAUUGUCAUUGGAUGAAACAACAACAAUUGAUGAUGUAAAUGAAUUAUUGAAAAUUUUCGAUGUUGACGAGAAAAUUAACGAAAUUGUGGAAAAAGAAUCAUUUGGCAUUAAUGAUCUCAAUAAAUCCCCUUUCGCAAGAAAUAGCAAAUAUCUCACGCAUCCAGUUUUUAAUUCACAUCAUUCGGAAACGAGAAUCGUUCGCUAUAUGAAAAGUUUGGAAAAUAAAGACGUUUCUCUUGUACAUAGUAUGAUUCCCCUGGGCUCGUGUACAAUGAAAUUAAAUUCAACAACAGAAAUGAUGCCAUGUAGUUUGCCAGGAUUCAAAGAUAUUCAUCCAUUUGCUCCCGCUGAUCAAACAAAUGGAUAUCGGCAAUUAUUUGAUGAAUUGGAAAAAGAUUUAUGUGCAAUAACGGGCUAUGAUAAUAUUAGUUUUCAACCAAAUAGUGGAGCACAAGGGGAAUAUGCGGGUCUUCGUGCAAUUCAAUGUUAUCAUGAAUCACAGGGUAAUUUAGAUCGUCAAGUUUGUUUAAUUCCAGUAUCGGCUCAUGGUACAAAUCCAGCAUCAGCACAAAUGGCGGGCAUGCAAGUUGAACCAAUAUUUGUGCUUAAAGAUGGUUCAGUUGAUAUUGAACAUCUUAAGGAGAUGAUUGAUAAAUUUAAAAAUCAUUUAUCGUGUUUAAUGAUCACUUAUCCAUCGACAAAUGGCGUUUUUGAGGAGACAAUUGGCGAUGUUUGCGAAAUGGUCCACAAAGCUGGGGGUCAAGUUUAUCUCGAUGGUGCCAAUAUGAAUGCACAAGUGGGACUUUGUCGUCCCGGUGAUUAUGGAAGUGAUGUCUCACAUUUGAAUCUUCAUAAGACAUUUUGUAUUCCUCAUGGAGGCGGUGGACCUGGAAUGGGACCAAUUGGAGUGAAAAAGCAUCUUGCGCCCUUUUUGCCUGGUCAUCCGAUAAUUGAUACAGAAACGGGAAUGAUAAAAAUCAAUAAAGGUGUGGGUGCAGUUUCGGCAGCUCCCUAUGGAUCGUCGGCAAUUUUGCCAAUUUCUUGGGCCUAUAUUAAAAUGAUGGGACCCAAAGGUUUGAGAAAAGCAACGCAAGUGGCAAUAUUGAAUGCAAAUUACAUGAGUAAACGCCUUGAGCAUCAUUAUAAAACACUUUACAAAGGUAUUAGUAAUUUGGUGGCGCACGAAUUUAUUUUGGAUAUUCGUGAUUUAAAAAAAUCGGCAAACAUUGAAGCCGUUGAUAUUGCAAAAAGAUUGAUGGAUUAUGGAUUUCAUGCGCCAACAAUGAGUUGGCCGGUUGCUGGAACUUUAAUGAUUGAACCCACUGAAUCGGAGGAUAAAGGAGAAUUGGAUAGAUUUUGUGAUGCACUUAUUUCAAUAAAAAAAGAAAUUGAUUAUAUCGAGAGUGGAAAAUUCGAUAAAAGUAUUAAUCCAUUAAAAAUGGCUCCUCACACACAAGAGGAGGUGAUCAAUUCAAAAUGGGAUCGUCCUUAUUCUCGUGAAAUUGCAGCUUAUCCAGCCUCCUUUGUGAGAGACAUGAAAAUUUGGCCAAGUGUUGGAAGAAUAGAUGAUAUUUAUGGAGAUAAACAUCUAUUUUGCACAUGUCCACCAAUUCUUCCAUCUCAAUAAUUUUACUUUUCAUCUUUAGUAUUUAAGUAUUUAUUGCCUC
Leptopilina boulardi is the source of this 3135-nucleotide messenger RNA. Its product is annotated as glycine dehydrogenase (decarboxylating), mitochondrial. Gene Ontology annotation, biological process: glycine decarboxylation via glycine cleavage system. The coding region runs from base 123 to 3095 and encodes 990 amino acids. Lineage: Eukaryota; Metazoa; Arthropoda; Insecta; Hymenoptera; Figitidae. The record is from RefSeq and is a predicted model, not a curated record. Gene Ontology annotation, molecular function: pyridoxal phosphate binding; glycine dehydrogenase (decarboxylating) activity; glycine binding. The transcript has 10 exons. Gene Ontology annotation, cellular component: mitochondrion; glycine cleavage complex.